Molecule: messenger RNA, 1583 nt
Organism: Dictyostelium purpureum
Lineage: Eukaryota; Evosea; Eumycetozoa; Dictyosteliales; Dictyosteliaceae
Product: serine hydroxymethyltransferase
Exons: 2
Coding region: 41-1414 (457 amino acids)
Biological process (GO): folic acid metabolic process; L-serine catabolic process; tetrahydrofolate interconversion
Cellular component (GO): cytoplasm
Molecular function (GO): zinc ion binding; pyridoxal phosphate binding; cobalt ion binding
Source: RefSeq, a predicted model, not a curated record
CAUUUAUAUAAAUACAUUUAUAUUAUAAACAUAUAAAAAAAUGGGUUCAGUAUCUGGUAAUAAAGAUUUAAAGGAAGUCGAUAGUGAAAUCUUUGAAUUAAUGCACAAAGAAAAACAAAGACAAUUCAAUGGCUUAGAAUUAAUUGCUUCAGAAAAUUUCACAUCAAAAGCUGUUAUGGAAGCUUUAGGUUCACAUUUCACAAAUAAAUAUGCUGAAGGUUAUCCAGGUUCAAGAUAUUAUGGUGGUUCAGAAGUUGUUGAUGAAUUAGAAAUUUUAUGUCAAAAGAGAGCUUUAGCAGCUUUUCAUUUAGAUUCAAGUAAAUGGGGUGUUAAUGUACAACCAUAUUCAGGUAGUCCAGCCAAUUUUGCAGUUUACACUGCUUUAUUAAAACCACACGACCGUAUUAUGGGUUUAGAUUUACCAUCAGGUGGCCAUCUUACCCACGGUUAUCAAACUGAUAAGAAGAAAGUAUCAGCUUCAUCAAUCUUUUUCGAAUCAAUGCCAUAUCAAAUUGGUGCUGAUGGUUUAAUCGAUUAUCAACGUUUAGAAGAAAACGCUCUUCUCUUCAAACCAAAAUUAAUUAUUUCUGGUGCCUCUGCUUAUCCACGUGAAUGGGAUUACAAGAAAAUGAGAAAGAUUGCUGACAGAGUUGGUGCUUAUUUAAUGUGUGAUAUGGCUCACUACAGUGGUUUAGUUGCUGCUCAACUUUUAGAUUCACCAUUCGAAUAUUGUGAUGUCGUCACCUCAACUACCCAUAAAACUCUUAGAGGUCCACGUUCAGGUAUCAUCUUUUUCCGUAAAGGUAAAAGAGUUGAUGGCAAUGGUAAAGAAAUUGAAGAAUACGAUUUAGAAAGUAAAAUUAAUUUCGCUGUUUUCCCAUCACUCCAAGGUGGUCCACACGAAAAUGUUAUUGCUGGUGUUGCUGUUGCUCUUAAAGAAGCUGCUACAGAUGAUUUCAAAGAAUAUGCUAAACAAGUUCAAAAGAAUGCCGCUGCUAUUGGUAAUGCUCUUAUGUCAAAGGGUUACAAAUUAGUUACUAACGGUACCGAUAACCAUUUAAUUCUUUGGGAUCUCCGUCCACAAGACCUCUCAGGUAGCAAGCUCGAAAAGGCCUGUGAUGUCGCUAACAUUACUGUCAAUAAAAAUGCCGUCCAUGGUGAUACUAAUGCCAUUGCCCCAGGUGGUGUUCGUAUUGGUUCACCAGCUCUUACUUCAAGAGGUUUAAAAGAAGCCGAUUUCGAAAAAAUUGCUGAAUUUUUAGACAGAAUCGUUAAAAUCUCACUUGAAAUCCAAUCACGUGUAGGUAAGAAAUUAGUUGAUUUUGUCGGUGAAAUUCACAAAUCAAAAGAACUUUUAGAUUUAAAACAAGAAGUCGAAAAAUUCUCAAGCCAAUUCACUUUACCAGGUAUUUAAAUAAUUUAUAAUAAUACUCAGUAAUAGUUUUUAAAUAUUUUAUUUAGAAUAAAUAAAAUAAUAAUUAAACAAUAAUAAUUAAUAUAAUAAUAAUAAUAAAAUAAUAGUUUUGUAAAUAAAUAAAAUUUAAAUUUUUUUUUUUAUAAUAUACAUUUAUUUAAUCUCAGUU